CACGGCCGAAGAAGAUUGGAAGCCACAUUAAUUGCCGACUCGAUAGGAAUUUGGUAGCCUGUGAUAGCAAAAUACUUGGCACAUAGAUCUAUUUCACUGCAGAGCCAUUCAUUUCUCAGUCAAUCAAUUUAUGAUCAGAAGAGAUCUGGCACUGACGGGCUUCACCCAGGAAUACUUCACUGUAUUCAAUCCUCGAAAUUCCCUCCUACAAUGCUUCCCAGAAUUCAUCCCUAUCUUGGCCUUCUCCCCAUGCUGAGAUUCAAUUCCAUGUUCAGAAAACUGGGCGAAUUGGAUGAGCCGAAAUACGAAUAUUGGAAACACCGAAUAAGUUAUAAGCGCCAUAAUAACUUUUAUGAAUAUUUAUCGAAAAGUCUUGUCGGUUCAACAUAUAUGUUGUUCCUCGUCUUGAUACUGCUGCUUCAGCUACUAUGCGUCAGUAUCCUCAACAUCGGCAUCACUCAGCUAGAUAUAUUUGCAGACAAUAGCUUGUCAUCUCACCCAUCGGUUUUAAAAAAGCCAGGUGUUCUACAUUUCCCAAUCCAUCAUCAUCCGAUCAAUUUUCUUGACCGAAUUACUCACCAGCAUGGCUUCCUGCUAACGCGUUGGAUGAGAGAACUCCACGGGACACCUUGUCUGCUUGCCCUAGAAUCUCGAUAUGAGAAAGGCAUGCGUGGAUACACUUGUCACUCGCGAUUCUUGUCAGAGUGGGCGGCGGCGAAGUAGACAUACCCCUCCAUAUAUAUCACUGUUCACCGCGAGGCUGCGACGCUGCAUGUAACACUGAC
This is a messenger RNA of Aspergillus piperis CBS 112811, 785 nucleotides long. RefSeq lists its product as uncharacterized. The transcript has a single exon. The record is from RefSeq and is a predicted model, not a curated record. Lineage: Eukaryota; Fungi; Ascomycota; Eurotiomycetes; Eurotiales; Aspergillaceae. The coding region runs from base 211 to 723 and encodes 170 amino acids.